AUGAGCAGCGGUGACCGCUCCUGGACCCCUGCAUUGCGUUCCUCUUUUGCGCCUGAACGGCAUGAUGUAAUCUACAUGCCUGUUCCAGUGUUCCUUGAGACUUUUUCCAGCAUUGAGGAGGUCUUGCUUGGGGGCUUGAUGCUGCCGAGCUGGCACUUUAACAGCGAGUGGGGUGAGGGUACGAGUGGAGGCAACCCCACCCUUGUGACGUGGCGUGAGAACCCACUGUAUGUGGUGCGGAACACUUCUGAGGAGCCCUUGCAGAUUAUAGCGGCGAUUGGGCAGCCGGAUCAGCGACACAAGCUUCAUCUGAUGCCAAAUCGGGAGUUGAAUUACAUCCAAUGCGGUCUUGUUCUCUCGCAGAGUACGGAUACGACGAUGAUUCCCACUUAUCUGGUGACAGGCAACAAUCAUCGUAUGGUGCAUACGAGACUUUUUGUGGACUCCCGUGAGUUGGUAAACCUUGUUACGGUGCCUCCCCAGUCUCUCUGCUAUCUUGUCCCCAGCGCCAUGUUUCACGAGCAAGGCAAAUUUUUGCUUUCGUAUUGGUAUCAGAAGCGAGCCGAUUUGAAGCAAAUGAAGAUUGAGCGACUGAGUGUGAAGGUUGAACGCCGCCUGCCUGCAAUUAGGCACCUUGAAUUGAAGAACAAGGGGAAGGAUCGUGUGGACUUUCUUGUCGAUGUUCCCACUGACAUCCACAUUCUUGUGCGGCAGGAGAAGCCGUUUAAGUCGUCCACGGGUGGUGAUGCCAUGACUGAAGACUUUAUUGGUUCCUAUCUUUAUGACGGCGAUGACAGGCGCAUUCAAGGCGUCACAUUAGCGACAAACUACCGGGAGAUAGGUCUCGUACACAACCUCCCUGAGCCUGGCCGUUACGCCAUUUGUGUCACGUGUCCGCACAGCAAAGGCAUUGUGCCCUGCAAGGUGGAGGUUGUUGGCGUGGAGCCGGCACACGUGCGCAUCACGGACCGUCCAGAGAGAGCUGGGGAGCUUGGAGAGGUCAAUCUGGACUUUCUCGACGCGCAGCUGGAGUCCGUGCCGCUUGAAGAUCUUCACCUACAUGAUGACAAAACAAUGCAGGGACUUCUCGCCAUUUUGAACGAGUUGCACAAGGAUCCUAAAGGAAAUGAGGAACAGAUUCGUGCUCUUGAACAGAAAAUAAAGGAUCAUGCGAGCGCCAUGGCAAAGAUGAUUGUCGGGAAGGAUCGAUCAAAGUACCUCCAAGGGCAUGAUCUAGAUUGGUUGAAUCCUUUUCUUGACUGCGAUGAGGAUUACAUGUCUACCGAACGGCUUCUCUAUGAGCUGAAGAAAGACCCACGAAAUGCAGCCAAAGUACAACGUCUGGAGGAGCUGCUAAGGCAGAAGGCAGACGCCAUUGCUGAGAGGGCAAAAAAGCCUGAUUUUUCCUUUCUUGACCCAGUACAGGAGGGCAUUCCCAUUCAGGAGAUAGAUCUUAUGGGCGAUGAUGCGUUUGCUGCAAUGAUGCGUGAGCACAUGAAACUCAGUAGGGACCCUCUUGCGAAUGCGAAAAAGAUUGCUGCCCUCGAAGCGGAGAUGAAUAAACGUGCUCGUGAAAUGGCUGCGGAGAUCCAUGCCAAGGAGCGUACCUUUCUUGAUCCAGAGCCUGAGGGUCGCUACCUCUCUGAACUUCCGCUGAAUACUGACGCUUUGUUUAUGAAGUGUGAAGCUGAGCGACGCAAGGCAAAGAAGGAGGGUGCGAACUCUCGGCACAUAUUGGCCUUGGAGGAGCAAAUGAAUGCGCGUUCACACCAGCUGGCAAAAGACAUGAACGCGGGGGAACGCCCGAAAUAUAUGAAGGCGGAGUACUUUAGGGUUCCUUUAACGGAACUGCCGUUGGACAAUGACGGGGAAUUUGGCCGCCUUGAGGCUGAGCGUGCUCAUCUGUGUCAUGACCCAAAGAAAAACGUCUCACAAAUCGCCGAAGUGGAAGCGACGCUGAACAGGCGUGCUGGGGAAAUGGCUGCUGAGUUUGUUCGCCAGAACCGAAUGUUUCUGGGUGAUGAGUUGGAAGGUGUAAAGGUGUGUCAUUUGCCACUUGACGACGAUACCGAGUUUACUCGUUUGGAGGCAAAGCGUGCCGCAUUGAAGAAGAGCGAUCCACAGAAGAACGCGCAGGCUAUUAAGGAUAUUGAAAAUCAACUGCUGGAACGGGCGUCGUAUCUUGCGAAGCGGCUGAAGCAUGAGCUUCGCAAAGUACUUGACGCACGUCCAUUAGGAGUUCCUCUGGAGUCUCUUCCACUUGACGAUGAUGAGCGGUUUCGUUCUCUCGAGAACGAUUUCCGUGAGCUCGGUUCGGACCCUCGCAACAGAGAGAAGGUAGAGAAGAUUAUUGACAAGCUGAAUGCGCGGGCACGCGAGAUGGCCCAAGAGCUGCAUGAGAAGGAGCGCGGUGUUUUGAACCAGUAUAUAGAGGGAGUUCCGCUUUCGUCGCUACCGUUAGAUGCCGAUGAGGAGUUUAACGCCUUGGAGAUGGAGGCGCGUGCGCUGCGAAAGGCUGCAGGCAGCCGGGGAAACGCCUCAGCGCAGCUGAAGGAGCUGGAGGAUGCGAUGAAUCAGCGUGCGGCUGAGUUGGUCCAUGAGUCACGCAAGGCCUUCUGUGGUGCUGCCCCAGAGGGCAUACCACUGGAGCUGCUGAGGCUUGGCGACGAUAAGGAGUUCAUAAAGAUGGAGGAGAAGCUUCGGGCCCUCCGGAAAGAUCCGAGUGCGAACAAGGAGGCCAUCAGCAAUCUUGAGCAUGACCUGAAGAAAAGAGCGCAUGAAAUUGCUAAGAAACUGUUGGAAGGCGAUCGAAGCUACUUGGACACCAAGCCAUGCGGGGUGCCGCUUGCUGUGCUGAAUAUUGACAACGACCCGAUAUUUCAUGCGCUGGAGGCCGAACGGGCAAAACUCAAGGCGUCGCACAGACCCCAGGACUCCCGGAAAGUUAAGGAGUUGGAGGACAAAUUGAACGAACGUCUAAUUGAACUUGCGAAAGAGCAGCUUGCAGAGGACCUGCGAGGUGUGGAGCAGACUCCUCGUGGCAUUCCUGUUAAUCUGCUGCGACCGCACGACGACCAAAAGUUUGGCGCAAUGGUGAAGGAGCUUCGUGUGCUGAAGGCUGACGCUGCAGCUAAUUCGGAUGAGAUACGCGCUCUGCAGGCCAAAAUGAGCAAACGUGUUGAUGAACUGGCGGGGGAUGUGUUGCAGGGCUGCCGCGACAAGCUGCAUCCCUAUCCGGAGAAGCUGCCGCUAAAGGAUCUUCCACUGAAUGAGGAUAAGGUCUUCUCCCAGACCGAACUGGAGUUGGCGAAGCUAAAGCUUGCCGAUGCUGCAGGGAACGCAGCUCGUAUUGCUGACCUGGAGAAUCAGUUGAACGACCGUGCAUUGCAUAUUGCUCGCGCAGUGAAGCAGAAGGAUCUUGAGGCACUCGAUGCGGCCCCACGCGGCAUUCCGUUGGCCCUUUUGAGACCACAUGACGAUGAGUUGUUUGCCUCCUUGGCAAAGGAGGCACGUGGUACUGGGAGCAAAUCCAAGGGUCUGUCGUCGCAAGCUACUGACGCAAUGAACGCGCGGGUGAGGGAGCUUGCCGAUCAGGCCCUCAAGGGUGAUCGCGGCUACCUUGACCCCGAGCCCAAUGGAAUUCCUUUGGGUAUGCUGCCGCUGGACACUGACCAAAAAUUCCAUGAGAUUGAGGUGGAGCGCGCGGUACUGAAGUUGACUGACGCGAAGAAGAACGCCAGCAAGAUCACAGCCCUUGAGGCCCGCCUCAACGACCGCGCACACGAGCUUGCCGAUCAAGUCUUAAAGGGUGAUCGUGGCUACCUUGACCCCAACCCGGAGGGAGUUCCCCUUGCCUGUCUUCCCCUCGACUUGGAUAAGAAGUUUCACAAGAUGGAGGUUGAGCGGUGCAAAUUGAAGGCGAAUGCUGAGCGCAAUGCCGUUGCGAUAGCUCGUCUGGAGGCUGCUUUGAAUGACCGUGCGCACGAGAUUGCGAAGGAACUCAAGGAGACGGAGCGUGCCAUCUUGAACACCACAUAUUAUGGAAUCCCGCGGGAGCUUUUGCCGCUUGACAAAGAUCGCUACUUCCGAGAUAUGGAGCAUCAGUUACGAGAGAUAAGGCAAAGUCCCCACCAUAAUGCAACUGAUAUUAGAAAUAUUCAGGAAAUGAUGCAAGCCCGUGCCGAUGAGCUGGGUCUGCAGAUGCUAAAGGGUGAUCGUUCUGAUUAUCUUGAACCCGAAUACGAGGGUGUUGAGCUUGUGGACGUGCCCAUUGACGAUGACAAGGUGUUCACCGAGCUGGAGCUGGAGCGGGCCAUACUGAAGGCAAAAGGUCACGACUCAAAAAAAAUAAAAGACUUGGAGGAAAAGCUCAGGAAUCGUUUUCAUGAACUUGCAAGGGAGCGCGUCCAAAAGGAUCGGAUGACUUUGGACCCUGAGCCCGAAGGUAUCCCUAUUCGGGAUAUUCCACUUGACGAAGACGCUAAUUUUAGGCGUAUGGAGGCGCAACUUCGGAAGCUUUCUCGCGAUAAAGAGCGCAAUAGAUCCGCCAUCUCUGAAAUGCGCGAAAGCUUGAAUUAUCGCGCUCAUGAACUUGCAAAGGAGGUCAUUGCAGAUGACCUGAAGUGUUUGAAGAAGGAAUAUCGCAUGCUUCCGAAGGAAGCAUUGAACCUGCACAAGGACGAGAAGUUUAGGGAUCUGGCAAAUCAACGACGUAUAGCCCGUAAAAGGGGUUGUUCUUCUGCUAAAAUGGCAAUUAUAGAAGAAGCUAUGGAUGCAAGGGCUUCUCAAAUUGCAGAUGAUCUCAUUCGGAGUGAACGCGCCUUUUUGGAUCCUGAACCUGAAGGCAUGGAUCUGGCAGAUGUUCCACUGGAUACUGACAAAAUCUUUCUCGCCAUGGAGGCUGAGCGUCGAGGGCUGGCAAAGGAUCCCCGAUCUCAAAACCAAAACAGGGAUGUAAUUUGUGAGCUUGAAGCGGGCAUGAAUGCGCGCUCUCAUGUUCUUGCCCUAGAAGAAUUUGGCAAGAUGCGUGUAUUCCUGGAACAAGAGCCGGAGGGAAUUGCCCUGAAGGAACUCCCGCUGGAUAUCGAUCCGGAGUUUCGGAGGGCGGAGGUGGCUCGGUACCGGAAGCUCAAGGAUCCGAAUCGCUCACCGAAGGCGUUAGAAAAGUUGGAAGCUGCGAUGAAUGAUCGUGUGCGCGAACUUGCAAGGGAGUGCCUUCGGAAGCUUCGUGCCUUCUUAGAUCCUGAGCCUGAGGGUGUGCCGCUGGCAGAGUUGCCGUUUAGCCGCGAUCCGGUGUUCCUUAAUAUGGAGCGUGACCUCGCCAAGCUGCGUAAGGCCCCCAAUGCCUCCCCAGAAACAGUAAGGAGUCUCGAGGAGCAUUUGAAAGAGCGUGUGAAUGAAAUCGCAAGGGAGUUCCUUCGAAAGGAAAGGACGUUCCUUGAUCCUGAGCCGUUUGGUGUUCCCCUCGAUGAUCUUCCUCUUAAUCAUGAUCCUGCUCUGAACGCCUUGGAGCGUAAGCGCCGUAAACAGAGGAAGGAUCCCAAACACAGCAUAAGCUCCAUUCGUGCGUACGAGGAUGAUAUACAGGCCCGCGUGAAGGAAAUCGCAAGGGAGUUUGUGGAGAAGGAGCGUGAGUUUCUUGACGCGGAGCCGGAGGGUAUUAUGCUUCGGUACGUGCCCAUUAAUAGUGACAAGAAAUUUCGUAGGCUGGAAAUUGAAAGGCGCGAAAAGCUGCGACACUCUUCAUCAAAGAGUGAUAACGCUGCUGUAAAAGAACUUGAGGACAAGAUGAACGAACGGGCCCACGCCUUGGCGAAGGAAAUGUUAUGGAAGAAUAUCUCGUUUCUGGAUCCUGAGCCUCUUGGUGUACCGCUCAAAGAUGUCCCAUUCGAAAACGACGAAAAGUUCAAACACAUUAAUGCGGUUCUUUGCAUGGAAGUGCGUGGAAACAAGGCAAAAGUUGGAGAACUUCAAGAAGCAUUGAACGCUCGGCUGUAUGAGUUGGCGGCGAAAUUGCUGGAAGAGGAACGUGCCUUUCUUCCUCCCGCGCCGUUUGGAAUUCCUUUGGAAGAACUUCCUCUGAAUGAGGACUUGCAGCUGCGCGCUAUUGAACGGGCGAGACGAAAGAAGCGUGCCCAAUCGCUGGAUGACUCGGAGGAAAAGGCGGGAAUGACUGAGCGUGUGAUGAAAAUUGCGCACAGUGUGCUGGAGAGCGAUCGGGGGUACCUGCAUCCCAAUCGCUGGGAAGUUCCUCUGAAGAGCCUCGCACUUGACACAGACUCGGUGUUCCAUCCACUUGAAUUGGAGAGAAUCAAGCUGAAGAGGGAAGACGCGGUUGACGGGGCUGAAAUCAGGGAAAUUGAGAGGAGUUUGAAUGCUCGCGCGUUGCAGCUAGCAGAGGAAUACAUCAUAAAGGAACGUGCAUUUCUGGAAGAGGAGACGAAUGGUGUGCCACUGAACAUGUUGGCCCUAGACGAGGAUGCUACGUUUCAUACACUGGAGGUGCAACGGCAGCGUCUACGAAACAGCACGGAAGGCAAGGAAGAAAGAAUUGCAGAGGUGGAGGGAAGAAUGAGGCGACGCGUGCGUGAGUUGGCUUUUCAGUACCGCGGGUGGCAGGAUGAGGAAUUCCAUGAGGCGAAUAAACACAUGGCAGAGGAGUGGCCACGCAUCUGUCAGCUCUACCCAGAGGGUGUCCGUGACUCAGUGGUGCCGGAGAAGUUAUCAUCGGGCGAUGUGAUCUCGGCCCCCGGGAACAAAAGCUACCUGGCACCCUUUAUUACCGCCCUCGGUCGGCAAUUUCUACCUAUUGACCGUUUGUUUGAGACAAAGUGGCAUCCUCCAAACGGUCCAUAUACUUGCGUCUUUUAUGAUUCUAACAGUAUUCUAGUGCGCGUGGACAUUGAUGAUCGUGUUCCUGUGGAUGCAAACAUGGAGCCGAAGUUUACACGAGUUCCAAGGCAGUCGUGGUACCCCCUCUUGCUGGAGAAGGCCUACGCGAAAUUUGUUGGCGGGUACUCACGGCUUGACCAGUGCGCGCCCCAUGAAACGUUGCGUGACUUAACAGGCCGCCCAGUGACACACACUCUGUUUGUGGACGAGCUGGCGGAAGCUGCUGGCACCGGUGAUUUCCGUUCCGUGAAUUUCUGGGACAGUGUGGCGAAGGAUCUGGAGCGUGGCGAUGUCAUUGUAUGCAUGUCCAGCGUGGACCCCGUGGAUGGCAUUCAUCCGCAGUGCUGUUACGCCGUCCUGGGAGUUAUUGAAACAGCUGGGGAGUCAAGUGGCCCGGCGGACGUUGUUGUGAAGCUACACAACUGUUACUUUGAUGCGCCAACUUACAAUGGCCCGCUCAACCGAGAGGACCCGCGCUGGGAUGAAGGGUUGAAGCAAAUAUGCAGCUUUGAUCCGUCGCGUGAGGAGCAUUUGUACUUGCCACUGCCCGUAUUUUUGCGUAAUUUCUCCAGCAUGCAGCAAUGCCACAUUAACUGCGGUGACCGCCUCAGUGCUUCUGGGGAGUGGAACAAGAAGACUUGCGGGGGCAGUCCAAUGUUCACGACUUUUCGGAGCAAUCCGAUUUAUUUGGUGGAGAAUAAGUCUACGCGUCCGGUGCGAAUUCUGGCCGAGUUGCACCAUGAGGCACCGUCCUCUACAGACAGAGACGGCGUGAAUCACUACCACCAGACGGGCUUGGCUGUGUUACAGCCGGUACAUGUGAGGAUGCCACCAAGUCCGCUUAUUACGCAUAACACACACCGUUUUAUCCAAAAAGGUAUGAUGCUGGAUACUAGGGAAGUGUGUUCGCAACCGGAGCUUCCACCCAACAUGAGUUGUUACCUCGUUCCGUACACCCUGAAGCGCGGCUGCCAGGGUAGAUUUACUCUUUCUGUCUAUCAUGGGUUGGCAAACGUGACGUUGACCCCGUUGCGGAACGCCGGCCUUAGCCGUGAGCCAUUGGUAACAAAGGUGGCACUCUAUCCUGGCAAUAAGGAGGGGACUCGUGUGGACUUCUUGUUAAAAGAUACUAGCGACGUGCAUAUUUUGCUUCGCCAAGCGAAGGCGACGCGUUCAACGCUAUUGGACUGCAGUGAUCUUGUGGCGGAGGAUUUGGUGUCGUUUCAUGUUUGCAAUGAAUAUGGUAUUAGGGAGGCGAGUACCGCAGCUCUGAGCGAUGCCCGUGAACAGGCGCUUAUCUUCCGUGCUGUGCAAAGCGGACGCUACUCAAUCAUAAUGGUUUGCGCAGGCAGGCGUAGGCAAGAAGCUUGUCCCUGUCGCCUUUUUGUCUUUGUGGCGAAGGAAGUUGGGGUGGAGUUUGUUUCUGUCCCUCGUGACGCGAAACCACUUGGGUCACAGCCACGCCUACCGGCGCUCCCAAGAAGUGCUCCCUACACCUCUCGCCCGGAAGGUUACGUCCGGGCCUAUAGUCAGGACCGUGUGGUGUAUCGCAGCGACUCCCUGUCACACGUUUAG
This is a messenger RNA of Trypanosoma rangeli, 8466 nucleotides long. Its product is annotated as putative calpain-like cysteine peptidase. The coding region runs from base 1 to 8466 and encodes 2821 amino acids. Gene Ontology annotation, cellular component: cytoplasm. Gene Ontology annotation, biological process: proteolysis. The transcript has a single exon. Gene Ontology annotation, molecular function: calcium-dependent cysteine-type endopeptidase activity. NCBI's taxonomy places the organism in Eukaryota, Euglenozoa, Kinetoplastea, Trypanosomatida, Trypanosomatidae. The record is from RefSeq and is a predicted model, not a curated record.